Molecule: messenger RNA, 885 nt
Organism: Heterostelium album PN500
Lineage: Eukaryota; Evosea; Eumycetozoa; Acytosteliales; Acytosteliaceae
Exons: 3
Coding region: 1-885 (294 amino acids)
Molecular function (GO): O-methyltransferase activity
Source: RefSeq, a predicted model, not a curated record
AUGGCUACACCACCUCCACAGGGAUUAAGUCCAGAGGCUAAGCUUAUGCAAGUUGCAACUGGAUAUUGGGCAAGUCAGUGUUUGGCUGCGGUCAUCCGUCUCGAUAUUCAAGAUUGCUUCAAGAACGGUCCUCGAUCGAUCUAUGAUAUUGCACAAGAGAAGAAUUGUAAUGGUGAUGCACUCUACCGUUCAAUGAGAGCUCUUUCAAACAUGGGAAUCUUCAUGGAGUGCGAAGAAGAUGGAUACUUUGAUCACAGUCCAACAACUAAAAUCCUGGAGAAUCCAAAUGGUUAUAUCAAUGCCCUAAAAUUUGAAACCCAUCCAUCUGGAUACAAAUGUUGGUCAAAUUAUUUCGAAACUGUAAAGAAUGGUGGUCCAAAUGCUCAUGAGAAUUUCAAUGCAAAGAACAUGUGGGAUGUUAUUCACCAAGAUAAAGAGUUCAAUGCUUUGUUUAGCCGUGCAAUGGGAACUUUCACAAAAAUGACUACUUUUGCAAUUCUCAAAGAAGUUGGUCAUGAAUUUGCAAAAUAUGAAACCGUUUGUGAUGUCGGUGGAUCAAAAGGAGUUUUAAUGAAUGAAUUAUUGAAAAUCAAUCCAAACAUUCAAAAAGGAAUUUGUUUCGAUUUACCAAGUGUUGUUGCUGAUACCAAAUCCGAAGACAGUAGAUUCUCUGUUGUUGGUGGAAGUUUCUUUGAUUCAGUUCCAGAGGCAGAUUGUUAUACAAUUAAGAAUGUUCUUCAUGACUGGUCCGAUGAAAAGUGUAUUGAUAUUCUAAGAACCAUUGGAAAGUCAAUGAAACAAGGUGGAAAAAUCUAUAUUUUCGAUUCAAUAAUAAAAACAAAGAACACUCCAUCACUUCCCUCUCUCCUUGAUGUUCGUAAGUAA